Molecule: messenger RNA, 16163 nt
Organism: Aphanomyces astaci
Lineage: Eukaryota; Oomycota; Saprolegniomycetes; Saprolegniales; Verrucalvaceae
Exons: 16
Coding region: 1-16122 (5373 amino acids)
Biological process (GO): ribosomal large subunit assembly; rRNA processing
Cellular component (GO): preribosome, large subunit precursor; nucleus
Molecular function (GO): ATP hydrolysis activity; ATP binding
Source: RefSeq, a predicted model, not a curated record
AUGUCAGACCUCCAGCCUGCAUGCAAGGCCUUCCAGGAGCACGUACUACAGAAUGACUCUACCGUCCUUCCGGCACACCUGAAGCAGAGAGCCCUCUCUGUAUACCACAAACACUCGAGCGACCUUCUCCACGCGACAGCACUGCUUUUGGCUGACGACGACGAGGCGCUUGCCGACGCCGUCUGCGUUUACUUCCGUCCAUACAUUUUGGAGCUAUGUGCUCACUUACUGCAGGUGAAAUUAAACGACGCACACGAAGUGCUGGCUCAGACCUUUGCACGCGUAUUGCACACCACCACCCGUGUGUGGCCCCUCGUGAAACCAUACUUGGAAUCGACCAAAAGCUUUUUCGUCCAGCUCGCAUCGCUGUCCACGUCGCGCCAACGCCGCGCCGCGACCACUGCCAAGUUGUUUUUGCAGGUCAAGCCCAUCGAAUGCAAAGUGCUGUGGAACUGGACGCCGUUCUUUGCCCUGUGCAAUUCCACCGACCACGUCACCCAACAAAACGCGAAGAUUGCCGCCAGCAUUCUCCUCCACAUGGACAACUCCACGCGCAAUGCCUUCCUCACUCCACAGGCAGGAACGACUCAUGCCUCUUCUUCGACUGACAGUCAGCAUCUUGCCCUUCCGGCGUCGUGGUCCCAUGUCAUGUCAGUCGCCAAGUCGCUGCCCCCAACGCUUUGCAACGUGUGCGGCAUCGUCGUGCCUUUCAAAGCCACCUCAGGAGCAGCUGGACCAACGUACCCGCCCUUGAUUGAAACGACAUCGACCACCCAUGCGCUGCGGUCGCUGGCCAUCGCCCUCAGCGUCGAGCGCGCCAUCCUGGUCACCGGAACGGACGGCUGUGGGAAAACUGCCCUCAUCCGCGACUUGGCUCGUCGCACCGGCCACACCAACUUGGUGGAACUGCACUUGGACGACCAAAUGGACAGCAAGACGCUGGUCGGGUCGUAUGUAUGUACCGACAUUCCCGGUGAAUUCAGCUGGCAACCUGGUGCGCUCACCCAAGCCGUGACCGAAGGGCGAUGGGUGGUCAUUGAAGACAUUGACCGCGCGUCCAUGGAUGUGUUGGCGGCGUUGCUUCCGCUGCUCACCACGAACGAACUGAUGAUCCGAGGCCAAGCAAUCACGGCAUCACCUGGCUUUCAACUGCUGGCCACGAGUCGCAAGUCUAUGGCUGCGAUGCCCAAGGGAUUUCCAUCUUCGUUGUGGCAUCACAUUCACUUGACCCCGCUUUCCAUGGACGAGAUCCAACUCGUGCUGGUCGAAGGUUACCCGCAGCUGUCUGCGGCCGUCGUGUCGCAAAUGCUGGAAACGUUUCGUGUGGUCAGUCAAGAAUCGUCGCGCGCUAUCCGCCAAAGCUACGGCCGGCAGUUUUCUCUGCGGGACAUGCUCAAGUGGUGCCGCCGCCUGCAAACGCUGCUGGGAACAAUUGAAGCGCAGCAUUUUCUGACGCAAGAGCGCCGCGAGUCGAUUGUGCGCGAGGCGUGGGACGUGUUUUGCAUGGGAAUCCGCGACCCCGUCCAGCGCGUGGAAGCCGCCGUGGCCGUGGCCAACUUGUGGCAGGUCCCUUCGGAAGUCGUCGAGCACCAGCUGGUGAACCACCGACCUGUGUUUACGUCGCACCACAAAGAAGUGCAAGUAGGUCGAGUGCAUCUGUCAACGAUGUUCACCCACCAGUCGGCCACCACCGGCCAUCAAAUUCCGUUUGUCCUGACUGGCCACAGUCUUCGACUCAUGGAACAAUUGGCCGCGACGGUGGCCACACAUGAGCCGACGCUGCUGGUCGGGGAAACUGGCUGCGGGAAGACGACGUUGAUUCAGUACUUAGCCUCUGCCCUCGGCCAGACGCUGGUCGUGCAGAAUCUGAACGUCCAAAGUGACUCGGCCGAUCUCCUCGGCGGGUACAAACCCGUCGACAUGUACCAGCUGGCCCGGCCUUUGUACAUGGACUUUGUGGCUUUGUUUGGGGCAACGUUUCCGUCGUCAUCGAACGCUGGGUUUUUGCAAGUGAUCCAGAAAGCGUUUGACGCCAAGUCGUUCAAAAAGAUGAGUCAGGGCAUGCUCAAGGCUGUAAAGAUGGCCGAUGCGACCACGAAGAAGCAGAAAACGUCCACGACAACAACGACCACGGCGCACCAAUGGACAGCGUUUCAAAGCGACUUGAGCCGGUUCAUUCGCCAACACCAACAAGUCGAGUCGAGCUUUGCGUUUGCGUUUGUCGAAGGCCAGCUCGUCCAAGCCAUGAAGGCCGGCCAUUGGAUUCUCUUGGACGAAAUCAACUUGGCGUCGGCCGACACGUUGGAGCGGCUCUCGAGCGUGCUCGAAGGCGAACACAGUGGGCUGUCGCUCACGGAAAAGGGCGACGUGGACCUACUCAAGCCGCACCCCAACUUUCGCGUGUUCGCAGCGAUGAACCCGCCCACGGACGUUGGCAAGAAGGACCUGCCGCCGUCGCUGCGCAACCGAUUCACGCAAAUCUACGUUGACGAGUGCGUGUGUCCGCGGGACUUGACGCUGAUUGUGAACCACCAGUGGAAGGAGAUUGCCAAUGCCCCGAUUGCCGACACGGUCGAGUUUUACUUGCAGUCGCGGCAAAUGGCAGUCGAUGUGCUGAACGACGGCGCGAGGCAACGACCGAGAUACAGUCUGCGGACGCUGUCGCGGUCGCUCCUCAUGACCAAAACGAUGCUCCAGAAGGGGUACAGUGUCCAGCGUGCGUUGUACGAGAGCUUUUCGAUGGGGUUUGCGACCCAAUUGGACGCUUCGUCGCGGGUGCUCAUGGUCAAGAGCAUUCGCAAAACGUUUGCCCCGAACCUCAAGCAAAAGGAAUUGGACCACCCGCCGCCGAAACCGCGAAAAGUGGACGACGAGUUUGAGUUGAUCAGCUCGUAUUGGGUGCCCCAAGGCACGUUGGAGCCAUUCGAUCAAGCAAUUGCAGACCCCGUGACGAAUUUGAAGAAGUUUGUGUUGACACCGUCCGUGGAACUCAACCUGCGCCACGUCGCACGGUCAGUCGUCAUUGGCAAGUACCCGCUGCUGCUGCAAGGCCCGACGUCGGCCGGGAAGACGUCGCUGAUUCUGUACGUCGCCGCACGACUUGGUCAAAAGUGCGUGCGCAUCAACAACCACGAACACACGGACAUUCAAGAGUACCUGGGGUCAUAUGUGUCGGACAAGGACGGCAAACUCACGUUCCAAGAAGGGGUACUCGUGCAAGCAGUGCGUUUGGGGUGGUGGAUCAUUCUCGACGAACUCAACUUGGCGCCGUCUGAAGUGUUGGAAGCGUUGAAUCGACUGCUCGACGACAACCGCGAACUAUUUAUUCCUGAAACGCAAACCACGAUCCAGCCGCAUCCUCGGUUCAUGCUGUUUGCCACGCAAAACCCGCCGGGGCUGUACGGUGGUCGCAAGGUGCUCAGUCGUGCGUUCCGAAACCGGUUCAUCGAGCUGCAAGUGGACGAAGUCCCGCCCAAGGAACUGCAGCAAAUUCUGCAAGAACGGAGCGCGCUCCCGCCAAGCUAUUGCUCGCUUCUCAUCACUAUCAUGCUGGACCUGCAGCGCAUUCGAGCGCAAAGCAGCGUGUUUGCUGGCAAAGCUGGCUUCAUCACCACCCGCGACUUGCUUCGAUGGGCGCAGCGCCAGCCCACGACCAAGCAAAAGGUAGCGGAAGAAGGGUACUUCCUCUUGGCCGAGCGUCUGCGCAAGGACGAAGACAAGCUCGUUGUGCAGCAAGUUCUGGAAAAACACUGCGGCGCCACCAUUGACCUGGAUGCGCUGUACAAUGGACAGCCCGACUUGUCCCAAGUCAUCGGGCAGGAUGAACCGAAUUUAGUGUGGGGCACCCCAGAACAUUUUGCACAAGUGCAAACCAAACUGUCGGCGACCGAUGGGAAGGGAAACAAUAGUGGGCUGUCGUCCAUUUCAAUCACGUCGUCACUUCGUCGUCUGUUUGCGUUGGUUGGUCGGUGCUUGCAACACCAAGAACCUGUCUUGCUCGUGGGGGACACGGGCGCCGGCAAGACCACCGUGUGCCAGCUGUACUCGUUGCUGUUUGACCAGUCGCUCCACAUUCUAAACUGCCAUCAGCACACCGAAACCGCCGACUUUCUCGGCAGUCUGCGGCCCGUGCGUGGCAAAGACGCCGUGUUGAACCAAUUGCAUACCCUGCUGCAGCAGUUUACGACGUUGGCGACGUCGUUCGACGUGGAUACGAGUGCGCUGGAUGCCGUGGACACGACCAACGUGAUGCAGCUGUUCCCGGUUCUGGAACCCUUGUUGGCCAAAACCCAACAUAUCGACGACACAAGUCUGCAAACGGUGGUGCAAAGUCUGCUCAAGCUCAAGCAGCGAGCGAUCGCUCUCUUCGAAUGGGUUGACGGUCCCCUUGUGACGUCCAUGAAGGGCGGCGAUUUGUUUCUCGUUGACGAAAUCAACUUGGCGGACGACGCCGUGCUCGAACGCCUCAACAGCGUGCUGGAACCAGCGCGGGGGCUGGUGCUGGCGGAAAAGGGCGACGACGCCGAACACAUCACUGCCGACCCCAAGUGGCGCAUCCUUGCCACGAUGAACCCCGGGGGGGACUUUGGGAAGCGAGAGCUGUCCCCGGCCCUACGCAACCGGUUCACGGAAAUCUGGGUGCCGAGUCUGUCCAGUGUCUCCGACUUGGCUAUUGUCGUGCGGGACCGACUGCCCGCCGCGAGUGUGCACUUAGCGCCGUCCGUUUUGCAGUUUGUUCAAGCUUUCAAUGGCCACUUUUCGCUGCACGGGUGGAAGGUGACGUUGCGAGACUUGCUCUCGUGGCUCAACUUCAUGCAUGUGUCCACGUUGCCGCCGUCGAUGGCGUAUGUGCAGGGCGCGGCGUUGUCCAUCUUGGACGGGCUUGGCUUGGGCUCGACGCAGUCGCUUCAUGCGGCCACGUCGGCGCGCACGACAGCGUAUGGCUUGCUCCUGGCGUCGCUUCCACCCCCUGUACCGGACGUGCUGCCCUCUACGCAGUGGGAAACCCAAGACACCAUUUGUGGGGUGUCUCCGUUCUUCAUCCCCCGGGGGCCCCAAGCCCCCGUGCCGCUUCCAUUUUCGUUGGCCGCCCCCACGACCAUGAAGAAUCUGCAGCGGGUGUUGCGCGCACUUCAAGUGUCGCGUCCGAUCUUGUUGGAAGGGUCCCCUGGGGUCGGAAAGACGAGUCUUAUCCAUGCACUGGCCCAACUCAGCGGCCAAACGCUGGUGCGCAUCAACUUGUCGGAACAAACGGAUGUCGCCGACUUGUUUGGAUCUGACUUGCCAUCGACCGAUCCAGACGCGACGAGUCCAUUCACGUGGUGCGACGGGGUGUUUUUACGUGCCCUCAAGGCUGGGCAGUGGGUGUUGCUGGACGAACUCAACUUGGCGUCCCAGAGCGUGCUCGAAGGGCUCAACGCUUGCCUGGAUCAUCGAGGAACUGUGUAUAUUCCGGAGAUCGACAAGAGUUUCCACUGUCCGUCCACGUUUCGGGUGUUUGCGGCGCAGAAUCCGUUGCGUCAAGGCGGGGGCCGAAAGGGCCUUCCCAAAUCGUUUUUGAACAGAUUCACGCGCGUUGUAGUGGAUACGUUGGCAAACGACGACUUGAACAUCAUCGCCACGGCCUUGUACCCGUCGAUUGAGCCGUCCACGAUUGAAAAGAUGAUUGCGUUCAAUGCACUGGUGCACCAAGACACGAUGGUCCAGGGAUCGUAUGGUCGCCAAGGGGCCCCGUGGGAGUUCAACCUCCGCGAUGUGUUUCGGUGGUGUACGCUGGCGUCGACGUUGACGACGCCGUCUGUGACGUGGUACAUUCCGAUGCUGUACACAUCCCGGUUCCGCACCGUGCAGGACCGCGUGUGUCUGGAACGACGGUGGCGCCAAGUGUUUGGAGACACUGCCACAUCCGACGACGUCCCUCCGCCCCUGUUUCACAUCACGCCCGACAGUUUGCAGGUGGGCGUGGCGGUGCUGCCUCGAGCCUCGUUCAGCGACUUGUCGUCGUUGCCGCCCUUGUUGACGCAAUGGCUGGAACCGACCGAGGCGUUGAUGCACUGCGUCCGGCUGCAGUGGCCCGCGCUCCUCGUCGGCCCUAGCGGCAGCGGCAAAUCGGCAAUCGUCAAACUGCUGGCGUCGCUCACUGGCCACCGCCUGCACGAGUUGGGCUUAAGCUCCGGCACAGAUGCCACCGAGCUGCUCGGGUGUUUUGAGCAAGUGGAUGUGCAACGUCGCGUCCAAGAAGUGCAAACAGAGCUCAGUUACGCCGUCCAGAAAUUGCAGCAGCAAUGCAUCCUUCAACAGGAAUUCGCGUCCGUGGCCCAGCUAGCGGACGCAGAGUAUGCCGUGCUCGAGCGUCAGCGCAACUGGAAGGGCCACAAGUCGGAAUUGGAUCCUAUGACAGUGACCCUACUCCAGCAACUGCUGGCGUUGGUGGUUCAAGUGGUAGACAAACAUACCGCCAUUGUGCUGCCGUUAUCUCUGGACUCUAUUCAAGAAAAACUCGACAGCAUCAAGCUCCUUGCGUCCACGGCUGGACGUUCCAGUUGCUUUGAGUGGGUCGAUGGCACGUUGCUGCAAGCUUUGGAAGCUGGCGAGUGGUUGCUGCUCGACAAUGUCAAUUUCUGCAGCGCAUCUGUAUUGGAUCGCUUGAAUUCUUUGCUGGAAAUCAAUGGUGAACUUCUCGUCAAUGAAUGUGGGGUCGUGAACGGCACCCUGCGCGUAGUCAAGCCGCACCCGGACUUCCGCAUCUUCUUGGCCAUGGAUGCCCAGUUUGGCGAAGUUAGUCGCGCCAUGCGAAACCGAUGCAUUGAGAUUGCGUUGUUGCCGCCAAAUGUGAUUUCGACCAAGUCCAAUCUGGACAUGUUGUCCUUGAUGCAGUCCGUGUCGUCCAUUCAAUUUCCGCUGAGUAUUUACCACCAAUUCCAAACGUUCCACGAAGACAUGAUGCAGCAAGACAGGUCCAUCUCGUGGCGCCACGCGUACAACUGGAGCCAGCUCACGCAGGCUUAUGUCGACCACGGAUUUGCAACCCAGCAAGCCUGCCAGCAGGCGAUGCUCGACAUUUUCGGCAUCGCCAUCGACCUGGUAUGGCCCCCAGAGCCGCACUACGCCCCCCCGUCGCUCUCCACAGAUGUGUUUGUUCGAGACGCGAGCGCAGGCAUGACGCGUUUGCAAUCGCGGCUUGCGUUGUACUUGGAGACCCCCAACAUGUCCAACAACGCCGUGCUCGAUGUGGUGCAGCUGCUCUGCGGGGCGGCGGCAGCGCACUGGCCCAAGUCGCUCCUCUUGAGCAACCACGAAUCGUGGACGGAAUGCGCCAAGACUCAGCACUCGGACGAGUUGGCGACGGCCAUGCUUCCGUGGGCAAUUUACCGCAGCGGACAACAUGAUGGCUUUGCAUCGCCCCUGGUUCAACAUGAGUUUGCGAAAUAUCUGGCGGACGAAUCGUCGUUGCAACAUACGUGGAACGUCCUGGCGAGUCACAUCAAGGCUUUGAACGCAGCCAUGCCGGGCUUGGACAUCCAUUCGUUGUACGGGAACCGCCCAGCCCGAGAAAUUCUGCGCGCAGAAGUGCUUCAGCAUGGCGACGACACGACCAAAGCGCUGUGGGUCAAGGUGGAAGCAGUGUUGCAAACCCUGGAAAUGCUCGAGUCCACAUGGUGGCAUCGAUAUGAAGAGCAGACGCUGCUCGGCAUCAAGUCGUCUGGAGAAAAACAAUCCCAGUCCAAGAAAUCCAAGCGCGAAGUCAAGCCCAAGGCAGGCCACACGGUGCUCAACCAGUCGUACCAGUGCUUUCUGCACGGAUCGGACGCUGUCGACGUCGACAACGACGUGGUGCCGGUCGUGUACCCAUUUCUAUCGGCUUUGGAUACAUGCGUGCAUGAAUUUGUCCAGCGGACCCUUCAUCACCAGUUGACCCGCCAUCAAGUGAGCGCCGUGCAAAGCGUGUUGCACCUUCGGUUUGCAUGGAGCCAUGUGCUUACAACCGAGGAGGCGUCCGUGUCCUUUCCGUGGCAUUCGUUCCUCGUGGGAUGGAAAUGGCUCGUCAAAGCUUGGCAAGCAUUUGGCGAAUUGUGUGUCACCGACUUGACGACCUCGGUCGUUCACGUGCACGAUAUGGUGGAGCGCAUGGAGUACGCCAUUGCUACGUGCAUCGGAUGCGCUCGGGCCAAGGACACGCUGUGGAAGCGCGGCGGACAUCGGCAGUUGCCGCCUUGCUUGACCACGUGGACGGCCAUCUCCGCUGUGGAAAAGCUGGCCGCGGCGUGCUCGAACGUGCCGUCAUCAGUAAACCAGUUGUCGCUCGUGGAUUUGCUAUGCACCAACAACUCGGUGUUUCAAUUCCAGCCGGCGCUCGUACUGUCUAUGCCCCCGUCGUACAUCCAAGAGGUGUUGCACGCGCUCACAACGUACGCCUGGUUUAUCGAAACGUCGGGCCAGUCGUUCGACACGCUAAAGCAGUUGCCGGACGCACUGCGCCACCAGCUCGAAACCAUUCAAGCUAAAUACGUGGCAAAUCAUUCGCACUUGUUGGUGUAUUUGCAGCCCCAAGACGACGACGACGACGUCAACCAGGACGCGACGGUAUUGCUACUGAGCGAAGACGAAAGCCCAGUGAUUGCAUCGUGGAUUCAGAUACAACUUGCCCCGCUGCGGGAAUUCCGAGUGUUGGAGCUCGAACUGCACAUUGUCAGUACGUUGGCCACGCUGUUGGUCGAAAAAUCCGACGCCGAGUUUGCCGCGACGGUGCAAUCUCUGGUACGCAACCUGGAAGCGUUUUUGACAUUGCAGCGUCAAGUGCACACUCGGUCCGCUGUGACGUUGGUACCCCAUCAAGACUUGCUGUGGCGUGCCCACAAGUACGUACAAGACGACGGUGUCGUGGUGGUGACGGUUGCCGACCAUGCCGAGUUCCGGGACGUGGUGGCCAAACACUUGAACUCGGCCAUGGUGUACUUCCACGAACGACUGUGGAACAGCAGCGUGAACUCGCUCGAUGCAAUCUCCAGUCGCGUCUACCACACAGACGCCGACGCGGUAACGUUGUCCAAGGUCGGUGGAUUCUUGCGCUUGUUUCAGGCCGUGGAAACGACUCUGGCGAUGCAGUACUUGGAAUCGAGCUCGAAAAUGCCCAUUGUAGACGUCACUGUGAGCACGACCAAGCUCAAGCAAGCGGCGGACCACUGGGCUAUCGCCCAUCAAGCGCCCAACCUGUUUGGGUGGAGCCACGACUACUUGUGGUCGCUGGUCUUGGCCACGCUUUACAUUUUUGUGCCUCGGUCCCAUCAAGUGUACGACCUCUUGGCGUCGUACAUACAAGAGUCCAGCGAAUCGAUUCCGACCAUCGUGCAGCAGUUGCAGGCUGCGUCGACGGACACGCGGUUCACACUGUCCCUGCCAGUGUUGGAGGCGUUCUUGACGCUGUAUCAUUCGUACAAGGAACAUGCGUUGCUACGGCAUGGGGUGAGCUGGACACUGGUGGGCCUGUGGCGCUUCGGACUGCUCACGCCGUCGUCACCGCUGGAUCCGGCGUUGAUUCCGCUGAUCAAGCGAGACUUUUUGCUCGGGCGGAUGGCGCAGUGGGCGGUGCACCACACCGUGGACGCGUGCAUGACCAACCUGACGCCGCAGGAUUACUCUGUCCGAGACCCGCAGCCUCUGUCGGACAAGAUCGACAAGCUGCAACUCAAGGCGAUUGAGCGGCCGUGCGAUAAGAACUUGUUUGGCGACUUGUUUCAAGACAUUGUGCGCUUUGCCACGUCCAUCAUGACAAAGAAGGUUGUGCAUUGGUGCCAACACGUGGACGACGACGACAAGAACGCCGCGCAGCUGGUGCGCGAAAUCAAAAUGUUUCAGCAGACGACCGACAGUUUCGUCGCGCGGUUGCAGGCCAAGUACACCGACUACCGCGACGUGGUGGAGCCGGUCAUUGCCAGCGUGUACCAUGCCAAGGACGGACUGUCUUUGGUCGCGCAUGUGCUGGAAGCCAAGGCCACUGCCCAUGUCCAGACGCUGGCGCGGACGGUGCUGUGCAUGCCGAGUCCGGAUACCCACCAUGCCACGGCCGAAGUGCUGUUGAAGCACUCGGACACGUUGAAUGAACACCACGUGUCGGCGGUGGACCGGUUGACGGCCGCAUUGAACCAAGUGGAAUUGCAUUACCGCAACCAGGCGUCCUUGCGGCCACAUGCGCACCAUGCGAUGGUGGACACGGCGCCGGCGAUCUUUGACGCGUUCUUGCAGCUGUGGUCGGAAAAUCAAGCUAAACUUGAGCGCGAAAAGGAGCAAGCCGAUGCUCUGUACAAGUUCAAGACGCGGACGCUGGAGAUUGAGAGCGAGGAGCAACUGCUGGAGAAGGAGUACCGCCAGCAAUUUCCCGACUUUGCCAAGGCGUUCUCGGACUUGCUGGCGACCGAUACCUUGGAUGGCGCCAACCCCAACUCUGAGGACGAGAAAGAGCCGUCGCCGCUGCCGGACCACGUCGUGCACUUCGUUGCGGCAUGUCACGAGCGGCUAUUUGUGCACACGUGGGCAACUGGGACGUCGUUAAAGUCGGCGUGGAUCAAAAAGUAUGCGCUGGGUUUCCACUUGAAACCGUCGUUGAACUCCCUGUUGGAUGCCCAAUUGGACACGGACACCCGUGGAGGCCAUCUAGUGUACACCCAACAUGUGCUGGACGAACAAGCCGCCUGCGACACGGUGCCGUUCUUGCAGUUGAGUGCAUCUUACGUGGCCAACAUUGACUUUCACCGGGAUCCGCAUGUGAAGGAAGUGGUGUUGGUGCGUAAACCCCUCCAGCGCAUGAUGCUCCGGUUGCAAUCGUUGCUGAUCCAAUGGCCCGACAAUGCGAUACUGCAAAAGCUGUUGUUGGUGUCCAACCGCCUGCGCCAAAUGUCCAACCAAGUGCCACUGGCGCAAAUCUUGGUGGGUGUCGAAUUGCUGCUGAAAAAUGCCCAGGAAUGGCAAGCUAUUGCGUCCAAGGACGUGUCGAUUCAAGAAGAGAUGGCCGCGUUGAGUGCCCUGGUUGUCCGAUGGCGCAAGUUGGAACUGUAUUCGUGGCCACAACUGAUGGUGAUCAAGGAACGGUCGUUUCAGCUGGAAGCGCGCAAGGCGUGGUUUCACCUGUACAGUUUGUUGACGGCCAAGCCGGAAAUACAAGAGGUCGGCGCGGUCAACUUGAACUGGAUGGUGGUGCCGGCGCCGCUGGAAAGCUCGUGGCUCGAUUCAUGGCGGUACAAGUUGUUUGACACGAUGGAAGGGUUCCUUCGAUCGUGCACGGUCGGUCAGUUCCAAACGCGGUUGGUGCUGCUCUACUCAUUCUGUAGCCAGCUCUUUGCCGCACAUUAUGCUGAAACAAGCGCGGAAACGUACCGGUUGGCGUGCAUGAUGUACCAUUUGUAUCGGUACUAUGCACAGCACUUGACGUACAACUUGCAUCCGAUGUGGGCACGACUACGCCAGCCGAUUCAAACCAAGCUCGACGAGUUUGUCAAGAUCAGCAAGUGGGACGAGCAAACGUACUACUCGCUGGCGCUGUCGGCGGAGAAGAGCCAUCGCAAACUCAUGAAGUUUGUGCGUGACUAUGAGGAAGUGCUCAACAUGCCCAUGCAGGCAUUCUUGGACCGAGUCAUCGACGGCAACAUCACGAGCGAGAAAUACGACGGGAUCCAGGCGCUGCAGUCGACCUGGAUUGAGCUCAAGACGCGCCAAGAUCCGAUUGAAGUCGACGACGAAGACGCUGAAGACGUCGAGAUUCCUAUUUGGCGAGUGGUGGCUGUGCCUCACAUCGACAAGUCGGCGACGUUCGACUUGCCCGAAGCGCUGACCCAAGUGGCCGAGUCCAAUGCCCUCCGGUGGUUGCUCCAACUGCCCAGUUUAAGCCGCAAAAUUCACAAGUUUGCGACCCAUGAGCUGCUCAGUGACAAGACCCUGCGCGUGAACCAACAAGGCCGACACCUUAGCGAAGAGUUGUGCACGGCGGUGUUGCUUCGCAUUGACAGCUUGAAGGCGGAGACUGCACCUAAAGGCGCCAAGAAGAAAGCCCUUAUUGAUCUCUUGGCGGAACUCAAGAACCAAGGAUGGUCUACGCUGAAGACCAAGACGCCGCCCCAACAAGCGCAUAUUCAGUCGCUGUUGGAAUUGGAAAUCCCUCGUGUUGAGGCGUCGCUUCGUCUGCACGCGAGUGCCCAUCCUUCCACUGCCGACGACCCGCUGCCAAUCUGGGCUCAAGCCGACAGCUACUACUACCGGUACUUGGCUCAGCUGCAGGCGCUGCGAUACACUGUCAUUUCUGGCUACAACAAGGACAUUUCAUGGUCUGAAGUCGACAAGAUGAGUGGAUAUGCAGAGAACAUGCUCCACAGUAUCCUGCAGCAGCGCGCGUCGCUUGAAUCGAUGGCGCACACGCACGAAGGACUGCUCCAGCACUUGCAUGUGCUGACGCAAGGUCCGUCGCCGUGGAUUCAUGCUCAAGAGACGCUCAAGAAGUGGCACGCCCAGCAGACGGAGGACCUGUUGCAGCUGCUGCAAUGGGUGGACGAACUGCGUUUGGCCCAUCCGCACCAUCCGCUGCUGGAAACGUCCAAGGGCUUGUUGCGGCAAUGUGGCAAAGACCUGAAGCGGACGCAGCUGCCGCAAACGUCUGGCGUGCCGACGCGCCCGAUGGACGACGGCAACUUUGACACGUCGACGAGUUAUGGGUUCCAAGACAAAUCGCCGUCGCCUAUCGUCGGGUUCUCGCCCGAGGUGCUGGCGCGCGACAUUCAGUUGCUCAACCCUGAGCCGUUGCUGAAGAACGCGCGAGAAAUCGCAUUGAUCUGCGCUCAUGUGCGCGCGGUGCUGGUAGAAACAAGCUUGACCAGUAUCACCGCCCCACUGGCGGCGGUCGAACAGCGUAAUCUCGAAUGGGUGCAGUCCCACCAACGUGAUGACGCCGAUGAUGUGGAGUCGACGACGUUCACGGACGACCAAGUGGAGUUUGUGACAUCAUUUGCCCAGCGACUGAACGGUGUCGUGGAAAGUGUCCUCGUGUCGAUUCAAAAAGCAUGCGAUUACGUGGCACACGACGGAAAAGUCGACGAAACCCCGACUUUGCACAAGUGCCAAGACUACCUACUGGAAUUGGUGCACUCGACACGAGUCAACCACUUGUCGACGCAAAUGGACGAGUUGUGGCAGUUCUUGAAGAAAGACAUGCGAUCAGAGUGGAGCCACGUGUACCAGUCCUGUGUGCGUUGGAUGCAGGCGUUGCUCCCGAGUUGGAAACUGGUCGUGGCGUGGCACCAACAGCUGCUCAGCGACGUUGUCUAUGUCCACAAGAGCAUGUCCAAGUGCGACUAUGUGAUGAUUCGCAUUUUCCGUACGUUGCUCUCGAACGGGUUCUGCAAAGCGCCAGAAGAAAGCGAAGAGAAGGACGGCGGUGGCAACAUGAACUUUGAGGACGACGUCGAAGGCACGGGGAUGGGCGAAGGCGACGGCAAGAAGGAUGUGAGCGAUCAAAUCGAAGACGAGGAGCAGCUGCUGGGGCUCAAGGGCGACGAGCCGCAGGAGCCCCCCGAGAAGAAGAAGGACGAAGACCAGGACAAGGGUCUGGAAAUGCAAAACGACUUUGACGGGGCGAUGGAAGACGUGCCUGAAGACGACGACAAGGACGACGACGACAAGGACGAAGACGACAAGGAGGAGCUGGACCGUGAAAUGGGCGAGUUUGACGAAGACAACAUUGUCGAUGAGAAGCGGUGGGGCGAAGAUUCGGACGACGAGGACGACAACAUUGACAAGGAAAAGGAAAAGUUUGACGAUCAGAGCAAGAUGGACGAGGGCGAAGCGUUGGAGGACGAAGUCCGCGGCAAGGACGGCGACGACGACGAGAAGGACAAGAAAGAAGAGGACAAGCCCAAGGAGAAGCCGCCGGCGGACACCGCUGGGAACGACGACGACGACGAGUCAAAGGAAGACGAAGACGGCAACAUGCCCGACGACGACGGUGUGAACGAAGACACGGAGGACAAGUACGAGGACGAGCACGAAGAGCUCGCGCCUCGCGAUGCCCUUCCGGACGACGAAGAGCAAAAGAAAGACGAGGACGAGUUUGCCGACGACAUGAAUCUGGACGGCGAAGACAAGGAGGAAGAAGAGGCCGCCGACAUUGACGAAACCAUGCCAGACGAAGAUCAGCCAGAAGACGGGGAAGACGGCGACCCGACGGCUGAUCCGGACCAGAACGACGACGACGAAGAAACCAAAGAAGACGAGCCGGAGGCGGUGCCGCUCGGCGCGGGCAACGAGGAGCAGGAAAUGGACGUACCGUCCAACGACGAUCCUGAAACGGACAAGACGGACGACCAGCCACCCCCUCCCCCCCACGAGACGGAGAAGAACGAAGAGAGCAAGAGUGCCGGGGCGGUGGCGGGCGUGGAGUCCAAGGACGGCCAAGAUGCGCUGGAACCUCAAGAUCGGGACGAGAACAACGACGACGACGACGAUGCUGCGGAAGACGCCGAUCGCCCAGACGACGAAGAGACCACGACGGAACAGCAGCAAGGUGCGCAGUCCAACCCGAACGGGUCGGAACUCAAGCCGGUGGUCGGUGCUGAAUCCCAACAAGAGCAAAGUCGCGAACGCAAGGACCUUAACCCGUACAGAAACCCGGAAAAGGCGCAGGAGCAUUGGCGUCGGCGCAUGGAGAUUCUGGACACGAACCAAACGCAGAAUGAAUCGCAGGCGAAUGAGAAACCGGACGACAAGGACGAACAAGGUGGCGUGGGGGAGAUGGCCGACGAAGAUGACAAGAACGUCGACUUGGCCUUGGCGCCUACCGACGAUGCCGCCGUGCCGGAAGGCAUGAUGGAGGAGGACGAGGACGACUCGAACGACCUUGACACGGACAAGAAGGACGACGACGAUGCGGCGAAACAACCCGAGCCCGUCAAGGAAGACAAGCCCAACGACCAACCCAAGGCGGCGGCGCCUCAAGAUCCGUUGGAUGCCAAGCCUUCCAACAAGAACAAACCAGAUGGUCUCACGGCAGACAACGUGGAUGUUGAGAUGGACAACCCCGACGACGACGACGACUCGGAGAACGACCUGGCAUCCCGGGACUUUGACAUGAAUGCCGACGAGUUUGCACCGGUGGUGGCGUCGGGCGUGGACGUCGGCGACAAAGACGCUCAGACGGAACUCCUAGAAGCGGACGAGGUCGACAUCGACGCCCUUCGCGCCGACCUGGACGCAUCCAUGCAACUCCAGACCGUGGACUCGAUCGAACGAGGCACGGCACUGUGGAGUACGUACGAUCAAAUCACCCGAGCCGGGGCCCAGCGACUGUGCGAGCAGCUGCGGCUGGUGCUCGCGCCCAUGCUUCGCUCGCGUCUGCAAGGCGACUACCGGACGGGCAAGCGCAUCAACAUGCGCAAAGUGAUUCCGUACAUUGCCAGUUCGUUCCGCAAGGAUAAGAUCUGGCUGCGCCGGACCAAGCCGUCCAAACGGGCGUACCAAGUGAUGGUUGCAAUCGACGAUUCGGAAUCUAUGGCGGACAAUCAUGCCGGCCGGCUGGCGCUGGAGGCGCUCACGACGUUGUGCAAGGGCAUGACGCAACUGGAAGUGGGCGAGAUUGCCGUGGUCAAGUUUGGGGAAAAGGUCAACUUGCUCCAUCCGUUCGACAUGCCGUUCACGGACGACGCCGGCGCGCGAGUGAUUCGGGCGUUCCAGUUCAACCAAACCAAGACCCACAUGGUGGACACGCUGGAAGCCAUUCAGGGACUGCUCAACCAAGCCAAGCAGAACGCCAGCGGCCACGGCAACACGGAGAUCACGCAGAUCGUGUUUUUGAUCUCGGACGGGCGCUUUGAUAAGGACGGACGCACCAAGAUGCAGAAGCUCGUGCAGGCAGCCAUGGAGCAGCAGCAGCUGAUCGUGCUGCUGAUUGUGGACCACCCGAAGGAUGGUCAAGGCAUUUGUGAUACCCAAAGCGUGAGUUUUGUCAAGGGCAAGGUGGAAAUGACACCCUACAUGGACAACUUCCCGUUCCCGUACUAUGUGAUCAUGAAGAACACCACCAUGCUGCCAGAAACGUUGUGCAAUGCGCUGCGGCAAUGGUUCGAGCUGCUUCAAGGCAGCGACUAGACAACCGUUAGAAUAAAUUGAAUAUAUAUGUAUAUCUUGCA